GGCACAUAAAUCGAACGCACCUGUGUUUUUCUCCUUCAAAGCGGGCGGCCCGUCAAGUUAGUGUGAAGUUGUGAAAAGUUGUCAACCCGAGAAAAGAGCAGAGAAACUCCUCCCGUCUUCAAAUUAUGAGCAAUCAGCAGCAGGGUGAAAUGGCCGCUGUGGGGAGCGGUGGAGGCUUCAGUCAAAAGCGAAACACAAACUCUCAAGACUCACAGCAGCCAUCUCCUCUCGCUUUGCUGGCAGCCACAUGCAGUCGAAUUGACACCCCAGGAGAGAACGAUUCGCCCACAGACCAACAACAACAACAAAACCAGCAGCAACAGCUUGACCUAAACCAGGGUGUUUUCACCUCCAGUGCCAACGGCUGGCAGGUCAUCCCUCUCAGCGUCCAGUCGUCCUCAGGCACUAACACGGUCACCACCGACACUUCAGGGGUAAUGACAGGAGGAGACCCAGGCAAGAGCAGACAGGUGCUGUCACCAUCAGCAAUUGCUGCGAGCACUCAGGGACAGCAGCAACAGCCACAGCAGUACGUAGUGGCCCAGGCUCCAUCGAUGCAGGGUCAGCAGGUGCUUACCACCAUAUCAGGCGUGAUGCCCAACAUUCAGUACCAGGUUAUCCCCCAGUUUCAGACAGUAGAUGGCCAGCCUCUGCAGUUCACACAUGCUCAGCAGGAUUCUGCUGUACCUGCUGCUGCAGCAUCAGGGCAGCAGUUUCAGAUAGUGUCCUCUCCUAAUGGCCAGCAGAUCAUAGCUGCAACCAACAGAGCUGGUGCAGCAGGAAACAUCAUAACGAUGCCCAGCCUCCUUCAGGGAGCCAUCCCCAUACAGAACAUAAGCCUUGGCAACGGCGUGUUACAAAACCAGCCCCAGUUCCUGGCUAACAUGCCUGUGUCACUGAAUGGAAACAUCACUUUGUUGCCUGUCAGUACUGGAACAAGUGGUACAGGAGGAGAUGCAAAUAGUGGAGGGGAUACAGGGGGAAACCAGCUUAUACAUCAGCAAUCGCAGCAGCCAGUGUCUUCCAACAGCGGAGUGAGUUACAUGACAAGUGCAUCCACCGUCACCACGCAGACCACCUCCUCUUAUGGAAUGACCCAAACACAGAACAGCAAUGGAGCAGUGACAGGGACAUUUCAGCAGAACACUGCAUCUUCUCUGGGUGUCCCGAUACAACCGGACAACAGGGACGGGCAGCAGCCACAGCAGAUCCUUCUCCAGCCUCAGCAGGUGAUCCAAGGGGGAACGCCCCUGCAGACCAUCCAGGCUGGUACGGUAGCAGGCGGUCAGGUGUUUGCGGCUCCCACGCUCAGCCAGGAAGGGCUUCAAAAUCUUCAAAUCAUGCCAAACACAAGCCCCAUCCUCCUGCGCACCGUAGGCCCAAACGGCCAGGUGAGCUGGCAGACCAUUCAGAUCCAGAGUCCGGCGGGAGCGCAGAUCACGCUGGCCCCAGUGCAGUCUCUCCCUCAGCUGGGUCAGGCUCAGGGAGCUGCUGCAGCUGGAGGAGUAUCAGUCAACACCGUGCAGAUCCCAGGAAUCCAGACCAUAAAUCUCAACACGCUCGGAGGCUCCGGGCUUCAGAUGCACCAGCUGCAGGGUGUUCCCAUCACCAUCGCCGGCACAGCAGGAGAGCAGGCGUUACAGACGGGUGGAGAAAGUUUGGAUGAUAGCACAGCCAUGGAUGAUGAGGACAUAAGCCCACCACCUCAAGGACGACGCAACCGGAGGGAAGCCUGCACCUGCCCCUUCUGCAAGGACGGAGAAGGACGCAGUGACCCUACAAAGAAGAAGCAGCACAUUUGUCACAUCACUGGCUGUGGGAAGAUCUACGGCAAGACGUCCCACCUGAGGGCCCACCUCCGCUGGCACACAGGGGAACGACCAUUCGUCUGCGGCUGGUCCUUCUGUGGAAAACGAUUCACCCGCUCAGACGAGCUGCAGCGCCACAAGAGGACGCACACAGGUGAGAAAAAGUUUAUUUGCCCGGAGUGUCCCAAACGCUUCAUGCGCAGCGAUCACCUCUCAAAGCACAUCAAGACCCACCUGAACAAGAAAGCAGGAACCGCCACCACCAGCAGCACCACGGUCACGACCGACGCCACGUCGCCCGCAGCAGGAACAGAAGCCGGCUCCGGAGCGGUGUCGGCCAACGACCAGCACACCAUCGUCACCAUGGAAACCUUAUCUGCGGAGAGCAUAGCUCGGUUAGCCAGCAGCGGGAUCAACAUGAUGCAGGUGGACCUUCACCAGAUUAACGGCAACAGCUACUAAAGGAGGACGGCGGAGGAGCAGGGCGACGGGCUCGAUGGAUGUUGCAUUCGGACAUUUGGGGUUAAAAAGGGCACGUCUGACUGCAGACGCAGAACCUCUUCAGUCAGGAGACAUGCAACACAACAGAUGCUAGUGAAUUUGAAAACUGAGGCAGGAAUGUGAUUUCCAUCUUGUGUUUAGAUACCAGUGGCAUUGAAGGGUCAGAGGUGGAUGAGCUGGAUUAAAAUGUUAGAUUAGAGAAGACAUCAUGAAUUUUUAUUUCCCCUGAACGGAAAUGGCACUACACUAACAUUUGUCCCACACAAAGACCCAAUCUUACCUGAUAGUGGGACAGCAAUAAAACACACAGACCAGCACACUUGAUGUUGAAUUGGUAGCUAGUAAUACUCUCUCUACAGGCUUCUUUAGUACAGAGAUGACACUACUAAGUCAGACUCUCACACUUUGUCUCUGAGGCUGUGAGCUUCGCUACUUGUCCCUCUUCAGCUCAGGUGUUUCCUGCCCUCUCAGACCGGGCUGCUGUACCAGGCCCACAUCAUUAGGUUUAACUACCCUCUAAAACUGAGAGUUUAACAAUGUGGAGCGGCAAAUAUUUGCUGCUCAGAUUUCUGUGUGUUGGGAGAACUGGAUGUUUUUCACAGACCAGCAGUCCCAGUAUCACAGGAGUAAUAUGCAAAGUGUUUUAGGGGCGGACCGUUUAGAAGAGGGCGGGAAUACAUGAGGUCACGACCUGGUCAGAGCCAGAAGCACUAAUCAGUGUGAGGAUGUAGGUGUGUCAGGGCACUGAAAUCCUGAGAAUAACUCUUUAACCUCUUAUGUAGGUACACACAUUCAAGCCAUCAUGCUUUGAUAUGUUUAUCAUAGCAAAAACAUUUUGAUUUUUUUAUGUAUAUAUAUAUUUUUGGUAAUGUAAAGGCUGCAGAAAUCCUUAGCAUAGGCAGGAUCAUCUUACAUGACUGCAGGAGGUUGCCUUUCAGUUGUAUGAACCUCUCAUGCACAAUCAAUCUUAAACUUAUGUUAUUACUUUUAUAUAUAUUUGUAGAUGAACUGUGUAAACUUCAGAGCCUUUCUGUCAUAGAAUAAUGUAUUCUAUACAGUCCAGAUCUUCCCUGUACUUCUUUUCCUGUGGUAUACUUAUGAGACUCUGCCUUGCAGUCACGUCAGUUUCUGUUUUCCUCCGGUGACGUACUAUUUCUUGUUUAGUCGUAUCUGGUCAGUGAGGAGUAUUUUGUAAUAAUGUCCAGACAGCAUAAACAUGUAAGCUCAAAACCAAAGGUUCAUACUCAUUUUAUAAAAGAAAACUAGGAAAUCUUGCUUUGGUCCAUGAAUUUUCUAAUACGUUUUACUCUUGAUAUGCAUAUGUUAAGCGUUCUAACUGGAAAAGAUCCAGCUCGAGGCAGAUCUCAGACACACAUCCCUUUGUUCUUCAAAUAAAUAAGUUGCAAAAUGCAUUAAGGUGACCCAGUGGUUACAUGUUUUUCUAAAAAGAUGUGAUUCUUACCUCUGUUGUUUUCUUUGCUUCUGUAUUCUGCUUCAUUUGACAUAACUAAAUUGUAACUUGUGUAAAGUAUGUUUAAAAAAAACUAUCCUUUGAAACUCUAUAGAGUAAGUUCAUCAGACAACAAGUGCUCUUAACUUUUUUUUUUUUUUUGCCCCGUUUUAAAUAAGGGAUUUUAUAUUGUGUGUAUACAACUACUGCAAAUGCCAACAGCUGGAUUAAAAUUAUGAAUAUA
Messenger RNA from Lates calcarifer (barramundi perch), 4003 nucleotides. It is a transcript of the gene sp1, whose product is annotated as sp1 transcription factor. Gene Ontology annotation, biological process: regulation of transcription by RNA polymerase II. The transcript is spliced from 6 exons. The record is from RefSeq and is a predicted model, not a curated record. Lineage: Eukaryota; Metazoa; Chordata; Actinopteri; Centropomidae. Bases 126 to 2270 code for a protein of 714 amino acids. Gene Ontology annotation, molecular function: DNA-binding transcription factor activity, RNA polymerase II-specific; RNA polymerase II cis-regulatory region sequence-specific DNA binding.